AUGGUCCAGCAAUACCCGCCCAUGCACCCGCCGUCCCAGCCGCCGCAGCGGCCCUACUCGCCCUACCCGCCGACCGCAAGCUCGCCCGUCCAGAUGUCGCCUGGUGGCAUGGGUGUGCCGCCCGCGAACAAGCGUCCGCGACUGUCUCCCAACCCCGGCUCUCCGUAUACGCCUUACCACAACUCGCCCUACUCCUCCAUGCCGAACACUCCUGCCCCCGCGCACACGCCACUUCCGUUCAACCAGCCGCAGCCCUUCAACCAGCCGCAGCCUCCGGAGCCCGGUUUUGACGCGUCGCGUGGAGCUCCCGGAUCCAUGGGCCCGCCCCAGCGCCCAGCAGACAAGCCCGAGAAGCCCGAGAAAGAGAAGGCAACCGACAUCAAUGACUUGAGUGAUGUCAUCGGCGCCUCGGGCAUUGACUUGCGUGAGGAAGAGAACUACUUGGCACAGACAUACCAGAAUCAGCAUCAGACCGGCUCUUUCACUGCUUCGUUCUCGCACUCGCCAAACACGCAGUCGCCAAACACAAGCUUCAAUGCACUUUCGCAAGGAAGCUUUGGCAACUACCCUGCAUUCCAGGGCGCCGGUCCCGUCAGCCAGCCGCCUGUCUCCCAAAAGACUGUUGAGGAGGAAUUGUUCGAGAAGCACAAGGCAGCCGCGCGGUCCUUGGCCGAAAAGGCCCAGCAGGAGCUCAAUGACCCUUUCUGCCGUGGUAACAACAUUAGGCAGAAGAUCGGUCACCACACUUACGAGCAGGGUGUGAAGUUCAACGUGGACGGCUUGUACGACCGAAUCAGCAAAGAUUCACCGCAGAAAGUGAAUGGCACACAAGCUGCCGCUCCUGACGGCACUGGCAUGGUCAAAGCUCAAGCUGCAGCACUUCUUGAUACUAAUGCACCCCUGGCAGAGAUUCUGACCCUCCUUUCUUUGGCGACCAAGGAGCGAUUACGCGGUAUCAUGGAAGACGCGUAUGCGCUUUCACGGUCACGCCAACUUACUUCUCACGGCGUCGUUUCCCCGGAAUUCGCAGGCAUCGCAACCGGUAAUGGAACGCCGAAGCCUACUACAGCUGUGUCAACCUCUGUCACCAAGACGGCAUGGGAUCAGCCGGACAGUGCCAUCAGUCCCACCACUGUACCAACGAAAAGACCUCUCGACACCGACUCGUCCAAGAAGGACCCUUCGCGUCUCCCCACCCCACCCACAGAUACUCCUCCGACCCCGCAACCCACCGUCUCGUUCUCGUCCGACCUCUCCUCCACAUUACGGAAACUCCAAACAGAAGAGCGCAAGCACGAACAGGAGCGGAUCAAGAAGCGUCAAAAACGUGCAGCAGCAAAGGGCGGAGACAGCGCGCCCGGCACGCCGGGUGCCCAGACAUCCCCCGCGGACCUGAUGCCGCUGAAAAUGACAAAGAAGGAGCGGGAGCGCCUCGCGAAGGCCGGCCAGACAGACGAGGUGCUGCACAAGGCCGCCAACACGACGGCGAACAUGGCGAUUGGCGGUUUCGGCAAAAAAUACAGCUGGCUGAGCGGCGGUGGCGGCGGCGGCGGCGGCGGAGGGGGCUCCGGCGCCAGCACGCCGCGGCUGAACACAAACGUGGGCGGCGGCGGCGGAGGCGGCAUGCUGAGCGGUGGACCCGGCGGCGGCGGCGCUGGCGGAGGAGGCGGCGGUACGCAGGACCGCGGCUUGGCGGCGAGAGACCGCAAGUGGGGCGAUUGGCGGGAAGACGGAUCGAAGGGCAAGGGCAUCCAGAUGCGCGAUCUGAUCGCGGCGCUGGAGCAGGACGGCAACGAGAAGAAGACGCUAGCGCGGGCGCUGGUAAGGCUGAAGUCGGACAACUGA
This is a messenger RNA of Diplodia corticola, 1845 nucleotides long. Its product is annotated as transcription initiation factor tfiid component taf4 protein. The transcript has 2 exons. Lineage: Eukaryota; Fungi; Ascomycota; Dothideomycetes; Botryosphaeriales; Botryosphaeriaceae. Gene Ontology annotation, biological process: DNA-templated transcription initiation. The record is from RefSeq and is a predicted model, not a curated record. Gene Ontology annotation, cellular component: transcription factor TFIID complex. The coding region runs from base 1 to 1845 and encodes 614 amino acids.